Messenger RNA from Exaiptasia diaphana, 3035 nucleotides. Its product is annotated as poly(A) polymerase type 3. Gene Ontology annotation, molecular function: RNA binding; poly(A) RNA polymerase activity. The record is from RefSeq and is a predicted model, not a curated record. The transcript is spliced from 23 exons. Gene Ontology annotation, cellular component: nucleus. Lineage: Eukaryota; Metazoa; Cnidaria; Anthozoa; Actiniaria; Aiptasiidae. The coding region runs from base 122 to 2305 and encodes 727 amino acids.
GUUUUUGUGUUGUGUCGAAGUAUUUUUUGCUUAUUGUCGGCAUCGUUCAAUGGCUACAAAAUAGCCUGGACUGCUCACAGAUGUCAUUUAGUUAGUACAGACUGUAACUGCAUCACAUGCAAUGUCAAGCUCAACAAGUACCUCCAAUCAGCCUCAGAAGACUUAUGGUGUAACAUCGGCUAUAAGUCAUGCUCCGCCGAAAGCGAGAGAUUUAGAGCUUACUAAGAAGCUAGAGGAGUCUCUUCAGCCUUAUGGAGUGUUUGAGUCAGAGGAAGAGCUACAACACCGCAUGACAGUUCUUGGCAAGCUAAAUGAGAUUGUGAAGCAAUGGAUUGUGGAUGUCAGUCUGCAAAAGAGCAUGCCUGAAAAUGUUGCUCACUCUGUUGGUGGGAAGAUUUUCACAUUUGGAUCAUUUCGUCUUGGGGUMCAUACAAAAGGGGCUGAUAUUGAUACCCUUCUUGUUGCGCCUCGUCACAUUGAAAGAUCAGAUUUUUUCUCAUCAUUCUAUGAUCUGUUAAAAAACCAUGAAGAUGUAAAGGAACUUAGGGCUGUUGAAAAUGCUUUUGUUCCAGUUAUAAAGCUUAUAUUUUGUAAUAUUGAGUUUGAUCUGCUAUUUGCUCGUUUGGCUUUACCAGAAGUUCCAGAUAGUCUGGAUUUGCUGGAUGAAAACCUGUUGAAGAAUCUAGAUCCCAAAUGUGUGAGAAGUCUGAAUGGCUGCAGAGUGACAGAUGAGAUCUUGAGGCAAGUUCCUAAUAUCCAAAACUUCCGGCUUACGUUACGCGCUGUCAAACUUUGGGCAAAAAAGCGUGGUAUAUAUUCCAAUGUGUUAGGUUUUCUUGGCGGUGUUUCGUGGGCUAUGCUUGUUGCAAGGACAUGUCAACUUUAUCCAAAUGCUGUUGCAUCUACUUUACUUUUAAAAUUUUUCCUUGUGUUUUCAAGAUGGGAGUGGCCAAACCCUGUUCUGCUGAACCAAAUUCCUCAGGCAUCUGAGAACAAGCUUGGAUUUCAAAUAUGGGAUCCUAGGUUAAAUCCAUCWGAUCGCUAUCACCUAAUGCCAAUCAUUACACCAGCUUACCCACAACAAAAUUCUACAUUUAACGUCUCACUGUCAACAAGGGAAGUAAUGCAAGAUGAGUUCUAUAUAGGUCUUAAAAACACUGAAGAUGUCCAUAACAGCAAGGCCACAUGGGAUAUUCUGUUUGCACCUACUAAUUUCUUCUUGAAAUACAAACAUUAUAUUGUUCUGAGUGCAUUUGCUGCAAAUGAAGAAAACCAUUUAGAAUGGAUUGGUUUAGUUGARUCAAAAGUUAGAACUCUUGUGUUGAGUUUAGAAAAUAAUGUAUUCAUCAAACGUGCUCAUGUGAAUGCUGCUAGUUAUGGUCCGACAGAUUCAGAAAAAGAUACAUUUGUUACAAGAUGGUUUAUUGGUCUGUUGUUUAAUAAAGUUGAAAAUGUCAAUAUUAAUUUGACAAAUGAAAUACAGAUGUUUACAAAUACAGUUCAUAAUCAAGCAGUGAAUACCAAGAUGUUGAAGGAUGGUAUGAAAAUAGAAGCAAAGCAUCUUAGGAGGAGAGAAUUAAACAAGUUCUUACCUCCCGGUGUAUUCAAAAUGAAGAAAAAAAGUGGAGUGGGUGGAGACAAAGCUAAUACUUCUAAGAGUGACCAAAGCUUUAAUGAGAGUACUGACAGCAUUACAGAAGUGAAAGAGGAGCAGCCUGAAAAUAARGAGAAAGGUGAUAAAGAUACAGCCGAGGAGAAGCCAGCAACACCCACUAACAGUGCAACUACACCUACUACGCCACAGUCACCAUCYAGUAUUGAGACUAAAGGCGAAGUGACAUCAUCAACACCUACCAUGACAACAASUCCAACUCCAAACCAAGCACUGUCCAAUGACUCAUCACCCAAUACUGGUAGUAAUGAAACACAAGAUGGACUUCGACAGGCUGUAAAAAGACCAAGUUCACCAUUGGAUGAAGGGGCUCAAGCUAAGAGAAUGAGAAUACUAAGCACCAAUCAGGUUGAAGAAAAGACGGCACCAAAGGAAAACAAUGCUGAUGGUACUGACUCAAAAGACAAGGACAACUCAAUAGAACAGAAUGACAUAGAGGUGAAUACAGAAUCUGAACCCAUUGCUAGAGGAGUCAAAAGACGAAGCUCUCCCAUUGAUCCAACCAUAGUGAAGCAAUUUAGAGACAGUAAUCAGGAGGAUGAAGAGAAAGAGCUCUAUGACACAAUGGAGCAGCUUCAGCCUUCGCAGAUGAAAGUUCCAGUAAAAAACUCUAUAAAACUCAAACUGAAAUAACUACAUAUUCAUACACUACCAGUGUUCCAUCCUUGACAUCAAAGUGUACAUUUGUACUUUCAUUUGACUCUUGUUUAUACAGAUUGCAUCAGUACAAAUCACAUGCGUGCAAUAAGGUCCUUGUUAGUAGUGAGAGAUCUAUAUACUAUAUAAAGUGCCUUAUUGAUAUAGCAUUUUUGGUGUGGAGAAAGUAGGAGACAUAACAAUGUAUUCAUUCAAAAAUCAUACAGAGAUCCAACAGGACAAACCACCUGACCCUGCUGUACUUAGGGUGAGUAAUGCUAUCCACUGGAAAGAUCUCUGUCCUGUAGAUAACAGCUAUGUUAUAUGUACGCAGUGGAUAAUCUUGGAUAGCUAAAUCUCCCUUUGCACACCAGACCGUGGCAGAAGCAAUUCAUGACUGUCAGGACAUGUAGAUUUUUGUCGCUCUACAUUUAUUUUAAUAAAUUAUUUUACAAACAUUAUGACUUAACUAUUGGAGCUUAAAAUAUAGUUACAUGGAUAUGCACUUGCAGUUCAUCAGAAAAUCUGAAAAAUGCAUGCAACCUGUUUGUGGCUGUAUAUUUUUGUUUGAAAAGUUUGUGCCUUAAAAAAAUAACAAAAAUUUGACCCCUUUUUCUUAGAUAUAAAGCUGAAGAGAGUUAUAUAACUAUAUCUAAAAACAUACAAACUUUUUCGUUUUCGUUUGUAAGACAUUGUUAAUGAAAUAAAUGUUUUAUAAAAAUAAGAA